This is a messenger RNA of Ciona intestinalis (vase tunicate), 529 nucleotides long. RefSeq names its product NADH dehydrogenase [ubiquinone] 1 beta subcomplex subunit 7-like. The record is from RefSeq and is a predicted model, not a curated record. Lineage: Eukaryota; Metazoa; Chordata; Ascidiacea; Phlebobranchia; Cionidae. Gene Ontology annotation, cellular component: mitochondrion; respiratory chain complex I.
UCUGAACUAUUUUUAUUUUAACUUUCCUAACUUAUUUGGCCAGAUUAUUCAACAGGUAUUUGAUAAGCCGACUGCCCCAAUAUGGGUUGGGGACUUAGUAGAAGUAUUGAUCAUGAAAAUGAACCUUUGAAUAAACAAUGGGUGUUUGAUAAAUUUGAAGACACGUCAAGGCCUGUGCGUGAAAUGGUUGCUACAUCUGAAGAGAUGGACAAAGCUGCACUACGAAGAGAAGAAAGAGAUUAUUGUGCCCACAUGUUCAUGGAUAUAAUGAAGUGUCGAAGAGAAUGGUUUCCAGAGCUCUACAAUUGUCGACCUUUGAUUGAGAAGUAUCAGCACUGUACAGUGAAUGACAUCAAGCAUCGCAUGUUGGAAUAUGAGAGAACAAAGCGGUUAAUGGCAAGAGAAAAGCAAAGACUAGCUUUGGAAGCAAAUUAAGUGUUUUCCAUAUAUAUUGGUAUUUUUUAUUUGUCAUUUGCAACUAGCACCGAAAAUUUACUGUUUUCAUCUCAAUACAAACCUUAUAGUUCAA